This is a messenger RNA of Ceratosolen solmsi marchali, 1956 nucleotides long. It is a transcript of the gene Snx27, whose product is annotated as sorting nexin 27. The coding region runs from base 261 to 1862 and encodes 533 amino acids. The transcript has 7 exons. NCBI's taxonomy places the organism in Eukaryota, Metazoa, Arthropoda, Insecta, Hymenoptera, Agaonidae. Gene Ontology annotation, biological process: endocytic recycling; signal transduction; intracellular protein transport. Gene Ontology annotation, cellular component: early endosome. The record is from RefSeq and is a predicted model, not a curated record. Gene Ontology annotation, molecular function: phosphatidylinositol-3-phosphate binding; protein binding.
CGUCGUCGUAGACGUCGCUUCUGUGCCGAGUGUCCGUUACAGCCGCGUCAACGGUCGCCAGGCGACGAGACAGCCGCUGUAUCGCGUAGACGAGCAUCACCGAGAGAACAUCCCUUAAGACUGGGUCGCCGAUGCGCAGCUGCGACGCUUACUGCGGAGUGCUGGCCAACUGCGGGGCACAGAGCCGAGGACGGAUCCGCGCCCCUAGGUAGCGACUGCUGCGCAGCCUCAUUGGCAGCGCCGAGGGCUCGCGCUCGGCCAUGAACGCGACCGUCACGGCGAUGGUCGGUAACGCCGGGAACAACGGGAGGCUCGGGCCCAUCGUCGCCGCGGCUGCUACCCAGCAACCGACGUCCGACAUAGGAGCGACAGCAGCGGCGGCGACGAAGCAGCCCAAAUCGGUCCAAGGUCCGCGCUGCGUCACCAUCUACAAGACCGAAACCGGCUUCGGAUUCAACGUGCGCGGCCAGGUGAGCGAGGGCGGCCAGCUCCGAAGUAUCAACGGCGAGCUCUACGCGCCCCUCCAACACGUCAGCGCCGUUCUGCCCCACGGGGCCGCGGAGAAGGCCGGCGUACGCAAGGGCGACCGCAUCCUGGAGGUGAACAAUGUAAAUGUCGAAGGAGCGACUCACAAACAGGUAGUGGACCUUAUAAAGUCAGGCGGUGACGUAUUGACUCUUACUGUGAUCUCAGUGACACCUCAAGAAGCUGAAAGACUGGAACCCUGCGAAGACCUAAGCUACUCAUCGGUGGAUUACAGUGAGAAAAGGUCUUUACCCAUCAGUGUUCCGGAUUAUCAUCUACGAGAGAGGAAGCACGAACGCUACGUCGUUUUUAACGUGCACAUGGCGGGUCGUCAUUUAUGUUCUAGACGUUAUCGUGAAUUCGCCGCACUCCAUUUAGCCUUGAAGAAGGAAUUUAUUGGCUUUAAUUUUCCAAAAAUACCUGGAAAAUGGCCGUUCCAACUGAACGAGCAGCAGCUGGAUGCAAGACGACGAGGGCUCGAGCAAUACUUGGAGAAGGUCUGCGCCGUACGGGUUAUCGCUGAAAGCGAUGCGAUGCAGGAGUUCUUGACCGAUAGGCUGGACGAGGAUGGCGAUCAGGGGCCGGCAGUCGAUCUCAAAGUCUUGUUACCCGAUCGAGAGGUCGUCACCGUAACCGUACCCAAAGCCGCCUCGGCAAAGGAUGUAUAUGAGGCGGUCUGUUGUCGCGUCGGCCUCGAUGCCGAGACUUCAAAGUACUUUUAUCUCUUCGAAAUCGUCGAAUACAAUUUCGAAAGAAAGUUACAGCCGCAAGAGCACCCACACACAUUAUAUAUUCAAAAUUAUUCGACUGCCAGUGCCACUUGUUUAUCGAUCCGACGUUGGCUUUUCAAUGUUUCGAGGCCUCUUAGCGAGCAAGCGCUAACGUGGAUCUUUUGGCAGACCGUCGACGAAGUUAAUAGAGGUCAUAUCACUGCCGGCGAAAGACUAUAUCAGUUAAAAGCUUUACAAGAUGCAUCGAGAAAACACGAGUACCUACAAUUAGCCCAAGAGCUGAGCGGUUAUGGUGAUAUUGUCUUUCCGCAUUGCCCUUGCGAUUCAAGAAAGGAGGGUCAUGUAGUCGCCGCGGUGGGCAUGGCGGCUUUUAAAUUGCACGCGGCGAAGGAAGACGGUACGCUCGAGUCUCAGGUGGUGGAAUUCCAAUGGAAUACGAUUACUCGCUGGGAAAUUGAUGAUGAGGGAAUGGCUUUCUGUUUUCAGUAUACGCGCACGGAUAAUCGUCCGCCCCGUUGGCUGAAAGUUUUUACACCCUAUUACAUGUUCCUCUCCGAUUGUUUUGACCGGAUAAUCGAUGAGGCAAAAUGGGAGGAUCCUGAAUGACAAAAAGCAUAAAAUCAAUUCGACUUUUGGCAUUUUAUAAAAUUUGCUACGGAGUCUUCAAUAUACCUAGAUAAUUUUUAAGUUCCAGAUGAAU